Lingula anatina is the source of this 2395-nucleotide messenger RNA. Its product is annotated as nucleolar and spindle-associated protein 1. NCBI's taxonomy places the organism in Eukaryota, Metazoa, Brachiopoda, Lingulata, Lingulida, Lingulidae. Gene Ontology annotation, biological process: establishment of mitotic spindle localization; mitotic chromosome condensation; mitotic cytokinesis. Gene Ontology annotation, cellular component: nucleolus; microtubule; mitotic spindle. The record is from RefSeq and is a predicted model, not a curated record. Gene Ontology annotation, molecular function: microtubule binding.
AAUUACUCCGCGAGGACAAAUUUGAAAGUACACUACCUACAGUUGUAAACAAAUGGUCAAGUUAUAGAUCUGCAUUUCUUGUGGUGAUAGCUUCUUUUAAGGACGCCAUGUAUACCUUGGAUGAACUAGAAGGACUUAAGUAUGCAAAGCUCCAGGAGCUUGCUAAAGAAGCCGGGAUUAAAGCUAAUGUCAAGGCUGAGAAAUUGGUCAGAGAUCUUGCCAAACAUUAUGAUAAUUUGGCAGGAAAAGAUGGAAGCAGUGAGGAGUCUGAUGCUAAAUCUCCAAAGGAAAAACCUGCCAGGAAGAUAGCAAAGGGAAAGAAAGGAAACAAAAGGAAGAAGCAAAUAAAGGCUGACGAAAGUCCAACUGAGACUGACAAACAAGAGAAGGAGAGAAUCAAGACACCAGCAAAGUCCCCCAAGGUCAUGACCCCUAAACCUAAGAGACUGUCAGUUAUCAAAGCAGAAGAAACUAGAUCGUCACCCAAGGCAUCUAAUGGGGCGCCCUCUAUGGGCAGCAAGAGCAACCUACAAGAUGGUGAAGCCAGGAAGAGCAAGGGAACCCCUUCUUCAGCUCAGGGAUUGAAGAGAAAGAGACAAAAUGAAGACAGUUUUCAGAAAACUGCCACUCCACAAGAGCAGCAAUCAGAAAGCCGUGUCUCUACAGGGAGAGCAAAGAGGGUCAGGACGGGGACAUACGACAAGGAGGACAGCAUUAUCAUUGCCAGCAGUCAAUCCAGUAAAAACUCAAGCCCAGCUCUGAGUGGAGGGAAGGAAAGUGCUAGUUUGACUGAAAAGAAAGAAGCAGCAAACAAAACAACAGAAGGAACAAAACCAAAAACCCAGACCAACAUUCCAAGGUUUGCUGCAUUUGCUGCCAAGAAGAAGGCAGAGAAGAAACCAGUAACACCAGGCAAUAAAGACUGGGCUAAGAUUCACCAAAAGAACUUUGACAAAAUGGACUCCAUUGAUGUGUACUUGGAGAAGAAGAGGGAGAGAACAAAGAGCAUUACAGCUUCUGUGAAGAAAGCCCGUAUGCUCACAGAGCAAGCAAAAGCUUCAGUGCAGAAACUGAAGAACCACAGGACACCAACAAACAAGGGUCCAAAGUUUGCUAAACCAGUGAAAGCAUCCCUGUUCAAGUCUCCUCACUCUGGCGUGCCAUUUGUGCCGUCCGUCACGUCCACCUCAAAGAUGAACCUCAACUUCAACGGCAUCCUCAAAACACCCAUUGCCAAAACAGGGCCUACGCCUGGGGAUGGCAUCGCCAAGACAAAGGCCGUGACGGUCAAGUCUCCCGCUAAGGCUGCGGACAAAUCCGGAGACAACACCAAGGAGAAUAAGGAGAAGAGGAAGUCCAUGGUCAAGAGGAAGUCCGUUGGAGACAGCAGGAAGUCCAUUGGAGCUGGAAGGAAGUCCAUUGGAGACAGCAGGAAGUCAAUUGAAGCUGGAAGGAAGUCCAUUGGAGACAGCAGGAAGUCAAUUGGAACAACACCCUUCAAGUUUGGCAACACAACCCUCGGUGCGAACACCACACUGGGAAACACCGCCCUGGACACCAGUCAACCCGCGACCAAUAAAAAGCCAGUAUUUGACCUGAAGGCCAGCUUGGCUAAACCCAUCACCUGGAAGCCCUACACUGGCAAAUUGAAGCCCAUUAACUUUAAGACAGAGGGACAUCAGCAGCUGGCUAACAAGGGCCCAAAAUUGCAAACACGGGAGGACAGACGAGCAGCCGCUUCUCUUCACCGGGCAAACAAGAAAUACGACAUGCAGCUGAAGAGAAGAAAAAUAGCCAAUGCCUGAGUGACUUUUAAUGAGAAAAUGGGGGGAAAAACUUUCAACAUUUCCACCAGCUCCAUGUCAUUAUGCCAUAGUAACUGACUAAUUUUUUUAAAGUGGUAUGCUGGAGGAAUGACGUCACAUCAUUUUGUGGUGUUAGAUCUGUUGGUUUUUAUAUUCUUGGUACAUGUUUACAGCACCGAAAUUGUAGUGACCCUAGAAUUAGCGGUGUACAUAAGGCAGCUUAUAGCGUACAGAUGAAUGCCCAAGAUUUCUUAUUUUUUAUUGUAAAUAAGGAUGUUAACUGGUAAUGUAUUUGUAGUUAAAAGAGUACAUGUGAAGUUGAUUGUAUUUGACUUGUUUGAAUGUCAUGGAUUAGGAAUUUCUUUGAAGUUGUAUUUUAAUUCAUUUUUUAUACAAAAAACAAAUUAUACUUAAUUAUGUAGAAAUGAUUUAAGCUUUUAGAGUCUGUGUACCAACGUACAUUUAGUAUUUCACUACUGUUGUAAUGUUUUGGAUUUAAUCUUCCAAAAUGGGUUUCAUGUAAUAUGGAAUGUGCAUAUAAAACACUGUCUUUGAAACAGUUGGUAAGGGCUCAAGUAAAACAUGAAAAA